AUGUCCUCCGAAACCAAAGACUUUGAUCCCAAACCGCUCAACAACAGCCCCCAAUCAAACACCCAUGUCAAUCCUGAGGACAUAGCAAACGGCCACUACGGCCCGUUAGCACACGUCAACACAGCCGAAAGCCGUCUCCCAGCCUUCGGCGGUGAAUUUCAACCAGGUUUGUAUCGCUCCCCGAAAGACCGCAAGUUCGCCAACCCGGCGCCGCUUGGUCUGUGCGGCUUUGCCCUAACGACCUUCAUCCUCGGAUGUAUUCAAAUGAACGUGAAGGGUGUCUCGAAGCCGAAUAUUAUUGUUGGACCGGCUUUGGCUUACGGCGGUUUGGUGCAGCUUCUCGCUGGCAUGUGGGAGAUGGCAAUUGGGAAUACCUUCGGCGCAACCGUCCUCUCCUCAUACGGCGGCUUCUGGAUCUCAAUAGCUAUAACUUUCAUACCCGGAGGAUUUGACGUCAUGAACGGUCUGAUCGAAGAAGACAAGGGGUCUCCUGUGAUGUUCUACAAUGCAUUCGCUCUGUAUCUCAUGGCUUGGUUCAUAUUCACCUUCCUUAUCAUGCUAUGCACAGUCAAAUCAACCAUAGCAUUCUUCUCUCUCUUUUUUGUUGUCGAUCUCGCCAUCCUGCUUAUUGCACUUGCGUACUUUUACCCGAAUGCACAAGAAUUGCCUAAUGGGGGUCUUAUGGAAGCGGGCGGAUUUUUCGCUCUUUUGGGGGCCUUCCUUGCUUGGUAUAAUGCUUUUGCUGGAAUUGCUGAUGAUAGCAAUAGUUUCUUUGUUGUUCCUGUGUUUCAUUUUCCGUGGUCUGAGAAGAGACGGAGGCAGAUACAAGGGAACGGCGACGUCUAA
Molecule: messenger RNA, 846 nt
Organism: Penicillium riverlandense
Lineage: Eukaryota; Fungi; Ascomycota; Eurotiomycetes; Eurotiales; Aspergillaceae
Product: acetate uptake transporter family protein
Exons: 3
Coding region: 1-846 (281 amino acids)
Cellular component (GO): plasma membrane
Molecular function (GO): acetate transmembrane transporter activity
Source: RefSeq, a predicted model, not a curated record